Molecule: messenger RNA, 853 nt
Organism: Sycon ciliatum
Lineage: Eukaryota; Metazoa; Porifera; Calcarea; Leucosolenida; Sycettidae
Product: small ribosomal subunit protein eS6-like
Exons: 6
Coding region: 92-826 (244 amino acids)
Biological process (GO): translation
Cellular component (GO): ribosome
Molecular function (GO): structural constituent of ribosome
Source: RefSeq, a predicted model, not a curated record
AAGAGAGCAUGCGCAAUAAGUCUACCUGUUUUCCUUGGGUCUUUCUUUUCUUUCUCUGGCCGACGCUCGGCGACGGGGAUUUGUCAUAAAGAUGAAGCUCAACAUCGCUUUUCCCGCAACGGGAUGCCAAAAAUUGAUUGAAGUUGACGAUGAGCGAAAGCUGCAAGCUUUCUUUGACAAGCGUAUCUCCGCUGAGGUCGCUGGUGAUUCUCUUGGAGAUGAUUGGAAGGGAUACCGCUUCCGCAUCACCGGAGGCAAUGACAAGCAGGGAUUCCCAAUGAAGCAGGGUGUCUUGACCAAUGGACGUGUUCGUCUGUUGCUGUCCAAGGGCCAUAGCUGUUAUCGGCCACGUCGUACUGGCGAGCGUAAGCGCAAGUCAGUCCGUGGCUGCAUUGUGGACGCCGCGAUGAGCGUUCUCAGCUUGGUCGUGGUUCAGAAGGGUGAACAGGAAAUCCCCGGCCUCACCGACAAGACCAUCCCACGUCGUCUUGGACCGAAGCGUGUUGGAAAGAUCCGCAAGCUUUUCAACUUGGAGAAGGCUGAUGAUGUUCGCCAGUAUGUUGUCCGUCGCCCAAUGCCAGAAAAGGAGGGCAGGAAGCCGAAGUCCAAGGCCCCCAAGAUCCAGCGCCUUAUCACGCCCGUUGUUCUUCAGCGCAAGCGUCACCGUGCUUCAAUGAAGAAGCAAUGGGCUGUCAAGAGCCGCGAGCAGGCUGCCACCUACCAGAAGCUGCUUGCCCAGAGGCAGAAGGAAGCUCGUGAGAAGCGUGUUGAGCGCCAGCAGCGCCGUCGUCGCCUCACUUCCACCGCUCAGAGCUCUUCCCAGUAAUCUCUGUAAUAAACCAUUUUUAGACCA